GAAGAAUUAAAAGUCUUGGUAAAUACUGUUGAGCCUGUGACUGAUGUGAACCUUGUGACUGAUCAAACAGAUAUUCUACUAACCUCUGAAUUAUCUAACAAUGUCUUAGACACACUAUCUCAAUCCAGCUAUUUAUCAAAUAAAAGUUUAACACCUGAAAAAAAUGACAGUAUUAUGCUAGAAGACCGAGAAAAUAAUCAUGAUCAUGAAGGGUUUGAAGAAAUUAAAAAUUUGCAAAAUGAGGAUAAUGUCAAUGAAAAAGUGAUUGCACCAGAGGUUGUUUCAAGUUAUGAUAGAGAAUCACUCAUUAAAGAGUACAAAGAAAUUUCAGAAGAAAGAAUUAAACUUCAAAAGGUUAACAACCAAUAUCAACAUAAACUCGCUGAAUACUUUCAAAAGAAAAAGACAGAAGAACAAAUAGUUGAUAUAGAAAGAAAUGAAAAUGAUCAAGAACAACGAUACCAAAAAUACAUUUCAAAUCUCAAAGAGCUGCAAAGCGAAGAAGCUCGCCAAGCAACCAACAUUCAGGCUCAAAUUGAAGAGUGCAAAGCAAGAUGGGAAGGAAAGUUGAAGGAAGUAGAUGAAGUGAGUAAAGUUUUUAAUGAUCUCAAGUACAAUAUUGGAAAGAAUGCUAUCAGCAGCCAUUCUGGUAAAAAGAUUGCCAGUACGGACUUGGAAAUAUACCGCCUUGCAGAAAUAAAAAAAGAACAAGAAGUCAUUGCUUGUCGACUUGAAAAUAUCAAAUUAAAGAAUCAACUAAAGAAAUAUGAAAUGCAGUUAAGAGAGAAGGAAGAACUAGGUGAAGGAUUGCAUCUUAUAGACUUUGAACAACUCAAAAUUGAAAAUCAAACCUUUAAUGAAAAAAUUGAGGAUCGAAAUGAAGAACUAAUGAAGCUUCGUAAAAAAAUUACAACAACAGUUCAAAUAUUUUCUCAUGUAAAAGAAAAAUUGCAGUUCAUACAAGACGAAAAUAUUGAGUUGCGUCAAAAGCUUCAGGACUUAGAUGUAACCCUUGCUCAGAGAAGAGAUAUUCUCACACGAAAUAAGCAGAUACGAGAUUCAUUGCGUACAGACAAUAACAAAUUGAAACAUCAAGCUGGAUUACUUGGUAAUGAAACUCUUCUACUGGAUUUUGAGCAAUGCGUUGAUAAGAGUGAACAGCUGAGAUCACACUUAACUCAACUAAAAGAUCAACAUAAAGAAUUAAGUAUUUGCUUAAAAACUCUGCGAAAGAAUAUUGAGUCUUAAACAACUAAAAUAUUUAUAUAUUAAUAAAAAUUAACAUGUUUUUUUUGUUAAUGUUUCUGCAACAGGUUAAUAUAUAUAUAAAAAGCUCAAUGCAAUAUUUAUUUUCAAUUUUUAUUUCCCCUUGAAUUCAACUAUCAUCAGUAAGUGUUUUAUGUAAAUGUAUUUUAAAACUAUCAAAUGUUUUAGUUUCUUUUCAAUUGGCUAUUAUUAGCCCUGAGUGUUUUAGUUUCUUUUUAAUUAACUAUUAUUAGCCAUUAGUGUUUUAGUGUUUUUUUAAUUAACUAUUAAUAGCCAUUAGUGUUUUUUUUAUAACUUACAAAUAUAAAUAUAUCUUUUUUAAUAAUAAUUAUCAAUGUUAAAAUAUUUUUAACAAACAAUGUUCUUUAGUGUCCUUAUAGUAACAAGUUUCAGCCAUGUUUUAGUUUCUUCUUAAUAAUAGUUAUCAGCCAUGAGUGUUUUAGUUUCUUCUUAAUAACAUUUAUUAGUCAUGAGUGCUUUAGUUUCUUUUUAAUAACAGUUAUUAGCAAUGAUAAAAAGUUUCAGCUAUUUUUUAAUAAUAAUUGUUAGUUAUAAAUGUUUUAGUGACUUUUUGUUAACAAAUAUAAGUAUGUUUUUGUAUUUUUUUAAUUAGGCAUCUGUGAAUAAUAGUUUACUGUUCUUCACAGAUGUUCAAAAAUGUUUUUGAUCAACAGUGACUACUUACUGAAUGAUGAAUAAAACAAAACUUUGGUAGGAAAAAUCAACUUUUACAUUCUCUUAAAGUAAAAUAGCAUUUCUUGGGUAGCAAACCUAUAGCAUAUAAAG
Hydra vulgaris (swiftwater hydra) is the source of this 2052-nucleotide messenger RNA. NCBI's taxonomy places the organism in Eukaryota, Metazoa, Cnidaria, Hydrozoa, Anthoathecata, Hydridae. The record is from RefSeq and is a predicted model, not a curated record.